UGACUAAAACAAAUCUGUUUACAUGCACGUCUAAGGGUAUUGCUAACAUGUAGGCAAAAACUCAAAUAGGUGUCUCGGAUUUUCUAAACAGCUAUCUCGUAUCUGACUGGAAGGGAUCAUCAGAAUUUACGAACAAAUCAGAUGUUCCACCAAGCAGUAAUUAUGGACCAUUGCUUUUCACAUUAUUUUUUAACGAUGUCUCAUGCGAUUGGGAAAUGAUUGCAAAUUGAUUAAUGCAGAUAAUUUCAAAUUAUAUGGCGUAGUUAGUUCUGUAGAGGAUUGUUACAAUAUGUCAAAAAACAAACUCAUCAUUAACGUUGCAAAAUGUCAGGUGUUUACGUUUUUCCCACCCAUAUUUUUCUCAUCCAUGUGUUUCUAUCCAGUAAUUUUUACCAUUCAUAUCAUCUAAUUUAAAAUGCGAUAAGUAACCUCCGAAAAUCCAGCGUUCUAGCGAGAAUUAUUCACUGUCAAUUAAUUUUUUGAAUUUAUUUUGUUCAAAGCAGAUGGUCGCAUUCAAUCACGCGACUUAAGGUAAACUUUAAACUUAUUAUAAGAAAAUCGUGUGAUUGAAAAAGGUACUCAGCUAUUAUAGUGUGCAAAAAAAAUUAAUUCAAGCGGGUAUUGUUGUCGAUAAAAAACGUUUGAAUUGUCGAUAAAAAACGUUUGAACUUCUUAAUCAAAAAAUCGGCGUGUCUCACUGAGUUUAAUACAUUUUGCUCACAAUAAGCAGCUUCCUUAGCUGACCAUGGGAGAAGAUUGCGUUUUGUAUACUACAGAGCGAAAUAAAAGUACGUAUAUAGCCGAGUAGUAUUUACCAAAGGCUAACCAGUUUGUGUGUAUCGCAUGUCAUUUGAAUAGGAUAUGAACUACUUCAAAGCCCUUACUUGCCGUUAGCAAAUAAAGCAAUCACUACCGCGAUAUGCCAUAUUGUCUCACUUGCACGGAAGGUUCGCGGAGAGUGGGACAGUUUUGCUGGAAGCGGUAGUACAGGAAGUACACAAUCAUCUUUCAUGACAAAUGUUCCGCUUUGCGCUAUCUAACCUGAUCAACCGAACGUAGAACCUGUACGAAAGGCGCCAACAGAGGCACCCCACGUGUCAUUUGCUAGUGCACACAAGCACAAGUGUUCAUUUCGACUGUUGCAUAUUGAGUUCGACAGCCUACGCGUCAUGUUACCAUGGAAAGGACCACAACAAAAAUUCAUAGCAACCGGCAUUCAUUUUGCACCAAAACUUACCGUGUCAUGCAAGGACGUCGGAGGGAAGAGAAAAGUUGUCUAUUAUCGAGAUCAUAGAAGCAUAUCACCGGUUGUUUGCAUUUUGGGGUCAAGGUGAAUGAUGAGUUUAGAUAAGGAAAGUCUUGAUCAGUGUGAUUCGGUGACCAAUUUGUUGAUUCCGGAUUCUAGCUCUUAUUCUGGUAGUAGUCAUAGUUGGGAUAAAACGGACUUCAACUCGUUCCGACCUAGAAAGCCAACCACGAGGGAUGAAGACAAUCUGAGUUCAAUAUCCGGUUCGUCAUCAUCUUCACGAGGAAUUCGGGAAAGCAGUGGCGGGUUCCAAGUGGAUUUAUUAAGCUCGGAACCGGAGGAUUUCGAUGACAGUGAUCAUCUGUUUCAUAUGGAUAUUAUUAAAAAUAGUAUGAGUGAUAUAUCUCUGCCAACAUCUAGAAAAGUAGUUCUUGGAAAACCGAAAGGUACUCAGAACAUGUCGUUUUCACGCGAACGUGUGCGUGAAAUAGAACGUCACAAUCAAUUAUUGCUACAGAAAAUUAUGACCACCAAGCCCACGUUGAAGAUCUCGCCGAAGAAUAAUGAUAUGGCAAUCAGUUCGCCAGUCACCAACAACUCUCGAAUUACGAGUGCUGCUGUCAAUAGGAAGAAAAAACAGCGCCAAAUCGACCUUGACAAUCAGCUACUUAUGAAGAAACUGGAAAAAAUUGAACGAUCUCGACGCAGUAUGUGGUGAGACGCUAUCUAGCAUUCAGCCUGAACAAAGCAUAGAGUAUAUUUUCAAGUAAUUUUAUUAAGACUGUCACGUUUCGCUGUUUUUCUGAAUGGUUUCAAGACGGUGAUGCGUUUUGCUAACAAUCAAAAUUAUACAAAUUUAUACGAAAAUAAAAAUGUUCCCUAAACUUUUUUGCUAAAUUGAAAUGUUACCCAUUGAUAUUUCUGAGCUUAACUGUGCGGAACUGAAGUAGAUCACCCGUACUUGCACUUCGUGAUUGAUGGCCGAGUGAGUGAAAAUGCGCAAUGAACGAAAAAAUGAAGCUUGGGAGUAGCUUAUCACUUGCUGACUGCGAAUAAAAACAGCAAAACGGUCAACGAAAAUCUCGGUUGUAAAAUUUCCAAUAUGUGAAGCCCAAUUUUUCGUAUCGCAAUUCAACGUCACUUUUUUGGUAGUAAAAGCAAAUGCAGCAGCUAGAAGUUUUAACAGAUCGGCUGAAAAGUUUGUAUCGUUUCUAUGAUAGGGCGCCGCUAGAAUUAAAUCCAUACCAUUUUCAGUUAGUAACAACCUUCAAAAGAUACGUGUAUAAAUUUGACAGCUGUCUGAUUAUUAGUUUGUGAGAUAUUGCAUUUUGAGUGAAGCUACUUUUGUUAUUGUGAAAAAAAAUGGAAAAAAAGAAAUUUCGUGUGUUGAUGAGACACUACUUUUUGAUGAAAAAAAGUGCCGCCGAUACCAACAAAUGGCUAGAUGAGUGUUAUUCAAACUCUGCACCGGGCGAAGCAACAAUUCGUAAGUGGUUUGCAAAAUUUCGUACUGGUCAUAUGAGCACCGAAGACGAUGAACGCAGUGGACGUCCAAAAGAGGCUGUUACCGAUGAAAGAUAUCAAAGGAACUUGUUGGACAUAUUAUUCACGAAUAUUUGGAUAUGAGAAAGCUUUGUGCAAAAUGGGUGCCGCGUGAGCUCACAAUCGAUCAAAAACAACAACAAAUUGAUGAUUGAAAGCCAUGCUGAAAUUUAACGAAUUGGGCUUCGAAUUGCUCCCUCAUCCACCGUAUUCUCCAGAUUUGGCCCCCAGUGACUUUUUCCUGUUCUCAGACCUCAAGAGAAUGCUCGCUGGUAAAAAAUUUAGAAGCAAUGAAGAGGUAAUCGUUGAAACUGAGGCCUAUUUUGAGGCAAAGGACAAAUCGUACUACAAAAAUGGUAUCGAAAAGUUGGAAGAUCGCUAUAAUCGCUGUAUCGCCUCUGAUGGCAAUUAUGUUGAAUAAUAAAAACGAAUUUUGGCAAAACAAUGUGUGGUUCUAUUAAACGAUACGAACUUUUCAACCGAACUGUUAUAUGGUAGAUCUAUAAUAGCACUGAAUAAAGAACGAUUAACUCUUGAUAAGUCCUAAAAGAACUGAAUUCCAAAUUUGUUGGCUAUUUUGUGUUCAUAAAGCUCAAAUACAAGUACUGGCCCUUAUUACCGUUCUCACUUCCGCUUCCACUUUCAUUUCACUCACAUACCACUUCAC
Messenger RNA from Malaya genurostris, 3455 nucleotides. RefSeq names its product cilia- and flagella-associated protein 97-like. The record is from RefSeq and is a predicted model, not a curated record. The coding region runs from base 1335 to 1964 and encodes 209 amino acids. Gene Ontology annotation, biological process: spermatogenesis. Lineage: Eukaryota; Metazoa; Arthropoda; Insecta; Diptera; Culicidae. The transcript has 4 exons.